AUGGCUCUUGAGAAGAUUCGUGCCUUCGAGUCGCGUGUCCUUGCUACCACGACUGGCCAUUGUUGCGGCGCGGGAGCGGCGUUGCCAAGACGCAGGGCAGACGCAGAGACACCACAGGGUCGCACAUACUACCUGAUGCAUGGUGGUUGGCGGAAGGGCCGGACGUGCCUCGGCGGCGCGACGGCCUGGACGGGAGGCACUGACACGUCUGGCAGUGUUCGUUAG
Messenger RNA from Purpureocillium lilacinum, 225 nucleotides. NCBI's taxonomy places the organism in Eukaryota, Fungi, Ascomycota, Sordariomycetes, Hypocreales, Ophiocordycipitaceae. The record is from RefSeq and is a predicted model, not a curated record.